Molecule: messenger RNA, 1113 nt
Organism: Cyphellophora attinorum
Lineage: Eukaryota; Fungi; Ascomycota; Eurotiomycetes; Chaetothyriales; Cyphellophoraceae
Product: Protein transport protein yif1
Exons: 2
Coding region: 1-1113 (370 amino acids)
Biological process (GO): endoplasmic reticulum to Golgi vesicle-mediated transport
Cellular component (GO): endoplasmic reticulum-Golgi intermediate compartment; Golgi membrane; COPII-coated ER to Golgi transport vesicle
Source: RefSeq, a predicted model, not a curated record
AUGCAACGACAACCAUUCGCGCCGCCAGCGCAAUCACCAGAAUUAUUCCAUCCUCGACCACAACACAUCUCACAAGUCCCUCAUCUACGAUCACCGCCUCCACCCGUCCCUCUUCAAUCCCAGCCACAGAUGAACGCCUAUGGAAACCCGUACGGCUCGCAGUCGCCGCCUGCGGGCAACAUGAACAGCCCACCGAACGGGAACAUGAUGGGCGGCUUCAACACAAACCAGUUCACCGGCUUCAUAAACGACCCUACCGCCCAGAUGGGCAUGCAGAUGGGUCAGCAUGCCGUCGCCGCCGGCCAGAAGUACAUCGAUCAGAGCCUCAACAGAUACAUCUCCGUGCCUGCAUUGAAGCACUACUUCAACGUGUCCAACAGCUACGUCGUGCGGAAACUCCUCCUCGUGCUGUUCCCAUUCAUGCACAGACCCUGGACAAGAACAACUGCACGAGGCGGGGACCCAGCCGGCAAUCAGAUGAACAGUGCAACGCCCCAAAGCUAUUCGCCCCCACGGGACGACAUCAACUCGCCCGAUAUGUACAUCCCGAUAAUGGCAUUCAUCACAUACAUUCUCCUCUCAACAGUAUUAGCCGGCAUAAGGGGGUCCUUCAACCCGGCCCUCUUCGGCGAGACAACCUCGACCGCCCUCGGCGUCGUGCUUUUUGAGAUCGUCGUCUUGAAGAUGGCUAUGUACCUUCUCUCAAUCAACAACGACUCCCAACUGCUCGACCUGGUGGCAUACAGCGGCUACAAAUUCGUUGGGGUAAUCGUCACGCUCGUGCUCGCGGAGAUCAUUACCGGAGGCCAGGGCACGAACAAUAUGUUUGGCUGGAUCUUCUUCCUGUAUACUUACGGCGCUAAUGCUUUCUUCUUGAUGCGCUCUCUAAAAUAUGUCCUCCUUCCCGACAGUUCCAACGAGCACAGCAUGCGCGCCGGCGCAGGCUAUACGAUGGCGCGCGCUCAGAAGCAGCGAAGAACGUACUUCUUGUUCAUCUACGCAUUCAUCAUCCAGAUGCUGUUCAUGUGGAUCCUGAGUCGGGAGAAGAGCGCGUACAGCACGUUGGUUGCUAAGAGUCCGGUGGGAUCAAGGAGGGGAACGGGGUUGAGUUGA